AUGAACCAAGGGGGUGUUUUUGGACUUGGCCCCGGGUUAAGGCUCAAGAAUAUCCCGCAUGACCACCACGAUAGACACGAACAGCACACCAAGAGCGAUGUAUAUAAAGAACUUGCGCCAGUUGACCCACAGCCACAAAACCAGGAGUUAUCCAACGAUUUACCACAGGAGCCAGAAAAAGUGCCGCAGAGCGAGCGUCCAGACUUAUCGAAAUUAUUCAGCAUCAGCAGACGACCCAUGGACGCAUUUCUGAAGGGUAAGUACAAACGGAAGCCCUGCGACAAGCAUCCCGAAAGGCCUGUUCCCGCUUUUUUACCUCCGGAUAUGGCAGAGCUUUUCAGAACCAAGAAAUACGCCGAGUUAUACCGUAGACUCGAGUCGGUGUCUCUUGCGCCGUUCGAGUUCGAACAGCUGCUCAUUAUGUCCAACAAUUACACCUUUAUCUACAAAAUGGCACAGAGAUUUCGCGACAUUUUUGACUACGCGGGCCUGAGCACUGCAUUUCUCGAACGCCUGCUUCUCGUCCUCUACAUGAACUUCGACUACAAAGAGUUUGAACGUAUAUUCAGCAUCUACCUCAGUCGUGUCGACGACCCUGAUCCCGACGCUUUCCGGCUAGCUCUACGUGUGUAUCUGCGCACAGAAAACGUGAGCGUGGCCACACAGAUAUUUAAUCAGACAGUUAUGUCAUGCAGAAAAUUGUCCGCCGAUAUUUUGGACUCGUACCUAAAGGAUCUGCAGCAAACGACGUCCAAUCCGUCACUGUGCUAUAUGGCAUACCGGUUAUGGCACUCCCGAGGCCAUAACAUCCACUUUCGCACGCGAGUCCUAAUAUACAAGAUAAUGAUGCGCCACGGUACACGAGAACAGGAAAAAUGGGUUAUACAACAUAUGGAAGACACUAAAAGUCACAAGGUGUGGUUCGUCGACGAGCUGGACGAAAUUGAAACGAGCCGAGAGGCCCGGCAAUACAUCUCCACUCUCUAUCUGGAAUGGGUUGAGCGAUUAGAGCCCGAGGAAUGUGAGUGUUUCCGUCUGGAGUGCAUAGACAUGUUCAUGAGAGUUGGAGAGGUUUCGCUGGCUAGGAAAGUGCUGGAGGACGCUGCCACGGACGCAGAGUUCAAGGUUCUGCUUCGCAGAGUUUUAUGGUGGAUCCAGCGCGAUGGACAGCCCGAGGUGUAUGCGGAACUUUUGCUCAAGAUAGCCAGAGAAACCGGCUUGGAAUUCCAGGAAGAUUUUGUCUAUAACCUGUGGAAAACUUACGUGGCAGCAUACCCGAUGAUCCGCACACCUAUAACUCGGAGAUUGGUGCAGGAAAUCCAGAGCAGCGAUAACUUCUCGCUUCAACGGCUUGCGCACGUGAUCACACUCGACGAAAAAACCGGCAAGCAUCGUCUGUUGCGCAGGAGUAUAGUUGGGGACAGGGCAGAACCCGUGCUGCCGCGGAUGAAGGCGAUCGACAGCCGGAUGCGCAGUGGGAUCUGGCCGCACAAGGGGAUAUUGGUGACGGCAUUGAAGACGUCUCGGUCCAUCGAGGAAGUCGAGCAGCUGGUGGAUUUUAUGCGCAGCAACCCGAAAAUCGCGGACUUGGACGAACCAUCGCUCAAAAUGCUAGUUUUUCUCAAACGCAAGACACUCAACCCGAAAUUUCAUCUUGGCACCUUUAAGUUCCUCUCGUCGAUUGUGGAGGAACAUCGCGACUUUCUGUCCGUUUCAGACUACACGAACAUGCUGCUGGAUGCCGUCAAGUUCCAUAACCAUGAGUUUGGCAUGGUGGUUAUGGACAGAAUGGCAGAGGUUUCGCCGCGCAGCAACACCGAGCUUCUCAGGGCUGUGUACGCUAUAAUCAAGUUUUACCUUGAGCAGGGGCGUCUGGACCUUGCGAUCGAUAUACUAGAGCAAGUCAAGAAGGACAAGACGUUCUACCCUACGGAGAUUUUCAUGCGCAACACGAAAUCGAUCUGUGAGUUAUACGCCCAUAACCUGGACGUGCAAGACAGCCACGAGAUCAGAGAGAACCUUGUUAUAUAUCUCGAGCACACGAUCAAAGUGCUACAGAACCAGUACGACCAAAUCAGCGCGCAGCAUAUGCAAAAAUUGGACGAGUAUCUAGAGAAAAUGGGCCGCUGGAGGGAACUUGUAUAA
This is a messenger RNA of Ogataea parapolymorpha DL-1, 2145 nucleotides long. RefSeq lists its product as uncharacterized. Bases 1 to 2145 code for a protein of 714 amino acids. The transcript has a single exon. Lineage: Eukaryota; Fungi; Ascomycota; Pichiomycetes; Pichiales; Pichiaceae. The record is from RefSeq and is a predicted model, not a curated record.